Messenger RNA from Centruroides sculpturatus (bark scorpion), 975 nucleotides. RefSeq lists its product as uncharacterized. The transcript has a single exon. Lineage: Eukaryota; Metazoa; Arthropoda; Arachnida; Scorpiones; Buthidae. The record is from RefSeq and is a predicted model, not a curated record. The coding region runs from base 1 to 975 and encodes 324 amino acids.
AUGGUAUUAGCAACGCUAGAAAACGCAGUGUUGCCGAAGUAUGAAGCACAAAUGAUAAUGUAUGUUAGAUGUGUAGACGACGUACUUAUUUUCUGGAACACUAAACCCAACGUACAGAGCUUUAUAAAGGAUAUAAAUGACAAUAGAUUUGGCCUUGAGAUAGAGUUAGAGCAAGAAAAUGAUAAGACCAUACAUUUCUUAGAUCUGCAUAUACAAAUUAACAACGUACGAGAUUUCACGACUAAAGUGUACAGAAAGCCAUCCUAUAACCCUAUAUUUAUUCCAUGGAUCUCUCACGAUCCUCCAGCAUAUAAAAUAGCAGCGUUCAGAGCGUUGGUCGCAAGAGCUUAUUCGCACUGUAACAAUACAAAAGAUAGAAAGGAUGAACUGAAUUAUAUAUAUAACUUAGCCAGAAAGUAUAGGAUUAAUGUUAAAGCUAUUAUCAACAAGAGUAAAACACACCUUAAGAAGAGAAAUUUACUUCAUAAUGAAGGAGUUUUAACAAUGGAAUAUAAUGCUUCGCUGAAUAAUAUUUUUCGAUGCAUUGGAAAGGCCCAGAACAAAAGAGUCCUAUAUAAAAGAACCCUCACCACGUACCAACUAUUACGAUCUGAUAAGGAUUUAGUGGACAGAAGAACACUCUCCGGGGUAUAUAAAAUUCCAGUUAUGGACUCAAGGCGACGUAGUAAAUUAAUGUAUGUAGGGGCAACAGGAAGAUGUAUCAAAGACAGGUUAGCAGAACAUCAAGCAAAUAUAAGAAAAAAACAACCGUGCACUGUGCUAGCUACCUACGUUCUAGCGGACCAGCAAGAUGUCAAGGUUGAAUGGGACCAAACAAGACUAAUGCAGAUAGUCCACGACAGGAAACACCGGCAUUACGCGGAAGCCUGGCAGAUUUGUAAGGCAAAGCGUAAAGGCCUUGCAGUCAACUUUCGAGAAUCGACAGAAAUAUCGGCAGCAUNGGAUUCACAUUAA